Messenger RNA from Acanthosepion pharaonis, 972 nucleotides. The record is from the annotation of a GenBank genome assembly. Lineage: Eukaryota; Metazoa; Mollusca; Cephalopoda; Sepiida; Sepiidae.
AUGUUCUAUUUCUUUUUCACCUUUACUCCGCAGUGCAAUCACGUGACCGACCUCGCUAACGACUGCAUUUGGGUUCGAUUACACGAAAGACGAUCACUUUUUUCUUUACUAUCUCUCGUUUGUACUUUUCCUUCGUGUUUUUACGUAUUCUUUUUUUUUUCAUUUUGUCUUCCGCUUCUUUUUUCUUUCUUCUUUCUCUCUUCUUUCUCCCCUUUUCUUUCUCCCCUUUUCUUUUUCUUUCCUUUUUCCUCUUUUCCUUCUCUUUUCUUUUUCUUUUCUUUUUCUUUCUCUUUUCUUUUCCUCUUUUCUUUCUCUUUUCUUUUUCUUUUCUUUUCCUCUUUUCUUUCUCUUUUUCUUUUCUUUUCUUUUCUUUCUCCUCUUUUCUUUCUCCUCUUCUUUCUCUUUUCUUUUUUCUUUUUCUUUUCUUUUCUUUUUCCUCUUUUCUUUCUCUUUUCUUUCUCCUCUUUUCCUUCUCCCCUUUUCUUUCUCUUUUCUUUUUCUUUUCUUUUCUUUCUCCUCUUUUUCUUCUCCCCUUUUCUUUCUCCUUUUCUUUCUCUUUUUUCUUUUCUUUUCUUUCUCCUCUUUUCCUUCUCCCCUUUUCUUUCUCCUUUUCUUUUUCUUUUCUUUUUCUUUCCUUUUCUUUUUCCUCUUUUCUUUCUCUUUUCUUUCUCCUCUUUUCUUUCUCCUCUUUUCUUCCUCUUUUCUUUCUUCCUCUUUUCUUUCUCCUCUUUUCUUUCUUCCUCUUUUCUUUCUUCCUCUUUUCUUUCUCCUCUUUUCUUUUUCUUCUUUUCUUUCUCCUCUUUUCUUUUUCCUCUUUUCUUUCUCUUUUCUUUCUCAUCUUUUCGUUCCCCUCUUUUCUUACUAUUUGUCUUCUCUUCUUCCUCUCCUUAUUCAUCUUCUUCCUUUUCUUCUUUUUCUAUUGGAAAAAUCUUCCAUGUUUUGCAGAAAUACAUUCAUUCAACAUGGAAUUAA